CUGCUGACACAGUUAGUCUCAGUUUGGACUCUGCAAGAGGAGCACGUCAGCCAACGCAUUACAAGUACGCCACACGACAACGCGCAAAGCUUGCCCAGCACAAGAGUCCUACCUGUGGUGUGAAACUGAAUGUAAGAGAAGAAUCGCUUUGCUUCAAUGUGUGUGACAGAGGAUUUGUUUCCCAUUGUCAAACACAUACCAGAUGACCAUCCUUGUGCCAACCCUGAUUCAGAGUAAGGCUAAGUUGCAGGUAAAGUGUUUGUGUGUGCUUAUGUUCCUGAGCUUCCCGCUGUCCAUGGCUGAGGUCCCUGGACCAUGCAGACACUCCAUUACUAGGGACCACCUGCUUACACUCAAACAUCUGAUGGAUAACCAAUUGAGAAGCGGGUGUUCGAUAACCUACACAUUCAUAGAGCAAAAAUCUUUGAGCAAGUGUUGCUUCGUGAAAGCUGCCUUACCCUGGAUAUUGGAGCUCCUCACCACCCACUUCAAAUAUACCAGGGGUUCAGUCAACUAUAGCUAUGUUCAGUCUUUGAGAGCACUCAUCCUCAACAUCUACUCGCAGAAAUGUGUUCCUCAGAUCAACGAGGAAGUUGAGGACAAGCCCGAGAGCUUUGAAGUGCUUUACAGAGGGCCCCCUGCAGAAGCACUGCAGAGAGCUUCGAGGGUGCUGUCUGUUUAUUUGGAGCUGGUAACGAUGAGUGAUGCGCCAGUGGACUGGAGUUGCCAGUAUGAAUACUCAAAGUUCUUUGGCUCGAGCACGGCGCAACCUCAAGCAUCCCCCACACAAGGCUGCACAGACAGUUAUGUUACGAGGUCAGUGAAGGCCUCUCAGAGAAGACCACUGAGAGACCUGUACAAGCUCGGCUUCAUCAUCACCUCCAUCUUCGGAGCACUACUGCUCAUAUUUACUCUCUUCUGUCUAAUCACACAAAAGAGGACCCACAUCCGUCACAGAUUGGGAUCUUAUAUGAUUUCUAGCAGAAACCAAAGAGGCACAGAGAUGGAGCUACAAUAAUUGUGGUGAGAAUGCGGGGGCAGAUCGAGCCAUCACAGAGAACUGCAUUUGAGCUACAAAGGCCGGGAUUUCAUUCCAGUCAUUGGCCAUGCUGACGAGUUUCAUUGACGAGGAACAAUGCCGAUGGACCUUGUGUAGAAGAAAUAUUCUGUGUAUAUUAUGUUUAUGCAUCCUAUUACAAAUACAUUUCCAGUCCACUAAAUGUAUUUCUCCACGACAUAUUGACUCUGUGUUUAUCGCCUAAUCAAUUGUUUGUAUCGUUGUUCAAAAAGUUAUUUAUUAGUUUGAUUCUAUACAAUUGCUGUAUCAUAAAUGCAAAUCCAGAAUGUAUAUUUUAAAUGACCACAUUAGUAGUAACCUCAUGAUACGCUUGAACCAUUUUACAGCGUCAUUCUCGUUUGACUUCACAUUUUACGAGGAGUCCAAAACACAACUACAGAAUAGUACUUCCUGUACAUGAUCCGGCCCAUCGCACUAUAAGAUAUUUUGUCCUCGCUGUUUAGCAUGCCGCAUUGUUUAUCCAUUUAUGGGCGCGGCGUGUUGAGCAAGGACAAACAAUUCCUGUUGUAUUGGAGAAAAACUAUGCAGUAUAAUAUAAUGUACGACACUUCGGGCUGUUUCUCAACGAACAAUCUGUCCCAUGACAUUGCUCUGUUAUCAUCAAAUUUCUUCCAAAAAGUCAAUGUUUGUACAAUUUUUUUUCCCUCAUUCCUUUUUUUCCAAUUAUAAAAAUAGCUCCAUGACUACUCAGGCCCAAAGUAAAUAUUUUAACAUCACUGAGUCCUAAAAUACAUUUUGAUGAUAAAAGAUUUAUCCUUCAAUUUAGAUUGAAUUU
Messenger RNA from Hippocampus comes (tiger tail seahorse), 1853 nucleotides. It is a transcript of the gene csf1b, whose product is annotated as colony stimulating factor 1b (macrophage). NCBI's taxonomy places the organism in Eukaryota, Metazoa, Chordata, Actinopteri, Syngnathiformes, Syngnathidae. The transcript is spliced from 9 exons. The record is from RefSeq and is a predicted model, not a curated record. Gene Ontology annotation, molecular function: growth factor activity; cytokine activity. Bases 203 to 1018 code for a protein of 271 amino acids. Gene Ontology annotation, cellular component: membrane.